Strigops habroptila (Kakapo) is the source of this 959-nucleotide messenger RNA. RefSeq names its product ATP synthase peripheral stalk subunit d (gene ATP5PD). NCBI's taxonomy places the organism in Eukaryota, Metazoa, Chordata, Aves, Psittaciformes, Psittacidae. The transcript is spliced from 6 exons. Gene Ontology annotation, biological process: proton motive force-driven ATP synthesis. Bases 169 to 816 code for a protein of 215 amino acids. The record is from RefSeq and is a predicted model, not a curated record. Gene Ontology annotation, molecular function: proton transmembrane transporter activity.
UUGGAGGCGGCGGCGGGCGGCCGGGCCGCGCCGGGCGGGGACAGCGCCCCACCGGAGCCCGCCGCCGCUCCGGCCGCACGGGGGCUGGGCGGCCCCGGCGCUCCCCCAGGGCCCGGGCUGGGCGUGCGGCCCCGCGGCGGCCCCUCCGCUGCCGCCGCCAGCUCGGCCAUGGCGGAGCCGCUCAGCGCCGCCGCGCCGCCAUCACCGCCCCGCUUCCGGCAGCGCCGAGCAGGGACGGGAACGACGCUUUCCGGUAGGGCCGAGCCCGGGUUGGGCAGCGGGGACGGGGCUUCCGGCGCUGCUCGGUGGCGGUCAGUGAAGUGGGGAAGCAUGGCGGGGCGCAGAGCUGCCAUCAAGGCCAUCGACUGGGCGGCCUUCGCCGAGAGGGUGCCCCCCAACCAGAAGGCCAUGUUCAACGCCCUGAAGACCCGCAGCGACGCGCUGUCGGCCCGGCUGGCUGCCCUGCCAGAGAAGCCCCCUGCCAUCGACUGGGCCUACUACAAGACUGCUGUUGCUAAAGCAGGCAUGGUGGAUGAGUUUCAGAGAAAGUUCAGUGCACUAAAGAUUCCUGAGCCAGUGGAUACACAGACUGCCAAAAUUGAUGCCCAAGAGCAGGAAGCUGCAAAGAGCACUGCGGAAUACGUGCAGGCUUCCAAAGCUCGUAUUGCCCAGUACGAGCAAGAGCUCCAGAAGCUCAAAAGCAUGAUCCCCUUUGAACAGAUGACGCUUGAAGACUUGCACGAAGCCUUCCCUGAAACCAGACUGGACAAGGAGAAAUACCCGUACUGGCCCUACAAACCAAUAGCUGAUCUGUAAACUUGUCCAGAAGCAGUUUGUCUAGUGACUGUCAGACUCUAUGAUCAUCUAAAUAAAGUACUUUCCCUCCUGUCUGUGCCUUAGAUCUUAGACAUGAGGUUGCCAGGUGUUGAGGAAUGUGGGACAAUACAUGAACUUGCAAA